CCUGAGCCGAAGGCAGACGCUUAACCGCUGUGCCACCCAGGCGCCCCUUGUUAUGCCAUAUUUUGAUACAAACUAAGAGUAAGAUAUAAUAGGGCAGUAUUAUCCAAAGUGUGGAUAUUAAUAGGUGUUAUGAAAAAAAUUUGGAAAUGCUGGAUUAAACAACAUUUGAACAGACUUCUUUCCUGUAGAACUUCUUAGAGCCUUUGAUUAAUAUACACCAAUGGGUGCCAUGAAACUCCAAGAAGGAAGAGAUCGCCUGUGACUUUUCCUAGACACUGCUUGUCUGGCAGAACAACCCUACGGACCUGCUGUUCACAGAACACACAUUGGGAAACCUUGAAAAGGAAAAUGAGUGCUUUCAGUACUAACUGUUGAUAUGAUUAAUUCUUUUAGGUUUCUUGAAGGUUAUUAGAGUCACUAUAUGGCAUAAAUUGAUAUAUUAAUAGCACCACCUUUACGUUUGGUUGUUGCCUUUAUCCUUAAAAAGAUUUGCCUUUGGAGAUAAGCAAUUAUGCAAAGAAGAUUAUUAAUUCAGAUAAUAAUUCAUAUCACUAAUUCUUAAGAAUUAAGAGGCAAAUAAUUCAGCCAAAGACUAGGUUUCGUGAUCCUCAUCAGAGCUUCCAUAGGAACAUACGCUUAAAAAAGAAACUAAGGAAAAACCAUUUUUUGUUUUUUCUCUCAUGAGUGCUUAUGGAAGACAACAUUCCAUUGGGAGCUGUGGGGUAAGUAAACCUUUCGAGUCAGAGAUCACAAGUCUGGGCCCCACAGGAUAGAUCUGGUCUGCACUUAGUUUGGUUUAGCUGUACAGUGGCUUUAACGUUUGCAUUCUUUCUCAAUAUUUUAAAAUCUUGAAGUUUCACAGAAAAAUCUGAAUUCUAGUUACUCUUGAAAAAUGGAAAAAUCUGACAAUACUUUCACAAAUGAUAACUACUUGCUGGAGCUGAGAAGUGUCUGCUUCCUUUAAAAGGAAUGUUUUACUCCAGUGUGUCUUUGCCUGCCUAACAACUGUUGUCCUGCUGGCUGAUAAAUUUAUGCUACCUGUCCAUCCCUAAGGACUUUUGGUUUUACGUGACCCCUGCUAUGAGGACAUGGCGUGGCUAAAGGACUAUGGGCCGUGCCUCUUUCUAGAGUGACCUUUUUAAGCAAAUGUGGUCAGGUUUCUCCAGGAAGGAGUGUUGGAAUCACUGUCAGGCUCAUUUAAGAGAAUUUUCACCAUGUCUGAUGAAGUCCCUAAACUUCCAACCCUCAGGAAUCAAGGCUUUUACUGCCCAGAGUAUAGCCUAUUUGACAACAUACUGAAGGAGUUGUUUCACACAUACACACAGUGAUCCCUAUAUAUGUAAAGGUGGUUUUGCUGGGGGAAGUUUAUAGUGAAUUAGAACAGAGCUCUAAUUUCAUCCAUUCUCAAAAAUAAACAUUAAAGAAAUGAAGAUAAUAAAAAAGCAGUUCUUUUAUUUGAAUUCCACCCCUUCCUACAGUGUAUUUGAGUCAGCUUAGAAAGCAUGGUAUUUAAAGAGUAGAAAAAUAUCUAUAUAUAUAAAUGAGGACCAGAAAAUAUAUUCAAGGAGUAAGUCAGAAAGAUAAAAUGUGGAUAUCAGGCCCCGAGGGCUGAGAAUAAACUUAGCAGAUGGAGAACAUGCCUUAUGUGAGAGUGGGCUUAUAUUUCAGAGAGAAACCAGAGCGUGACUGUAACUUCCCGGUGCAAACGGUACCACAAUAUUACUUUUUGCUUAGCCUGUAGAAUGUGCUGAUGUUGGCCUAUGUUGACAUUUCUCUGAUUCUGUAGUGGUGGGAGCUCUGAGGAGCUAUUUUCUGGUGGCAGCUGGGAAAUGCAGGUUCUGUGAAUAGGGUUUAAUCAUUACUGUCUCUUGAGUCUUCUUCCUGUAUUUUUACCUAAUCUAUAAUACACGAAUAGGCUAAGGGAAUGGGUUGUGUGUGAUGUAAUGAAGCAAGGGUGGGCGGGAGAAGAGGCAGUAAUGAAAGCUCUCAGCGGGAAGGUUUGAGAUCUUCUGCAGAGUUCUUUUGAGCAGCAGUAACCUACAGCUAUUAUAGAAGGCUGCAUUUUCUGUACUUCCAUUGAAAUGAAACCAGAACACCAUGGAUACUACAAGGGGGGCUAGUUUUCAUUUGUGAAACAAAGUGACCCGCAAUUAAAUUCAGUUAUCCUUAAGUGAUUGGAAUUGCCUUACCAGGUCCUGAAGCUGCCUUAAAUUAUCAUGGAUGAGACUGGAAGAAGAGAGGGCUCUGUGUAGAAAAAGAUAUGUCCUACUUUUUUGUUAUUGGUGACAUUAAAAUCUUUGUUCUUACAGUAUGAAGAAAUUAUGUUUUUAAUUAAAAAUUAGUAGUGGGCCCUCAUGAAGGGAUUUAGAAGUGGUGCUUUAUGGUGUUCAUGAAUCUGCCUUUGUGGAAAAUGUCAAGGGAACGGUAAUUUAGUCAAACAGACCAAAUGUUUCAAGGAAAGAACAAGGAUUUUUUUUUUUUCACAUGAUAAAGGUGGAGCAGAUGCUUAAAUGUUAGCAGAAUUACAAACAGGUCUAUGUUUUUAGGGUCUAGGGAAGAAAUGGAGAUUUUAUUGCUUCUCACUAACUGGUGAAGGCAACAGUGUUAUAAAUGGCAAAAAGUUAUGUGGGGGGUGGUGAACUUUGUAGCAUUCAUAAGGAAUGUGUGGACUGGCCAGUUCAAGAGUUGAUUUAAGAUGCUUUGAAACUGUAAUUGACAGAUUUACUACCUUUCAAAUGAGAGUGCUUCUAGAUAUAAGUCAAGUCACAUAAAAAAUCAUCUUAUGAGUUUUUUUUGCAUUAAGUGUUGACAGUUGGGCAAUGGGGAAAAUGAAGAAUUGUGUUGAUACUAAGGAAAUGAAAAUUCAUCUGUUUUGUUUCCUGUCCUGUUGGUGAGACUGGGAAAGGAGAAGCGUGUUCCCUAAAGAUAGAGGCUGGUUUCUCUGCUUCUACACCUAGCUCAUUUCCCAGCGCACCUGGCUGGCUGAGUGACUGGUUGAUUCUCAGGCAGUACUGACGCUCCCCUUUUGGUAUGGGAGGGGUUUUUUGUGGUUUUGUUUUAAGCUAUUCUUUGAUGAUUGAGUUAUGGAUUGAAAGGAAUAUGUUUAAAGGUUAUGAUUCUGAUGAAAUACCUUAUUUUUUGUAGGUAGGAAGUCAGAGUACCAGUGAAGAGAUAUUACCAAAUAGAAAGAAGUAUGUCCAUAAAGAUUUCUUUUUCUACUCUUUGAAAAGUAACUUCAAUUUCUAGGCUCACCUUUGUUUAACCAAACUUGUUUAGGAAAAUCAGAUAAAUCAAAAAUAGAUAACACUAUGUGCUUCAGUAUUUGAUAUUGCUGGUAAUUCCAUGCUAACCUGAUGAGUGUCGAUCUGUGUUAAACCAUAUUUCUGAAAGAUAAAUGUUUCAAUUUUAAGGGUUGAUAAAAAUUUAAAAGCCAGACGUAUAGAUAAUUUUUAGAAAAUAUUCCUAAUGUUCCUGUUCCCUUUCUUCAAGUGAGCUCUUAAAAAGCUAAUUGCUGAACUGUAACAGGUUAUAAACAGUCUAUCAUGUGUUAAAGUGGAUCUGAUUCAAAACCCCAAGUCUGUCUCUGAAAAACUUCCUUUUUUCAAAACCACAGGUGGUUUCUGAAGGUUUCAUAGUAUAUGGCUUUUAGAGUGUUGAGUAGAGUACCUGUAAGUAGAUUCCCCAAGUUCUGUUGAAAGGCACCUAAUGCAGAUAACAUAAAUUAAUAACUGGGAUUCUGUUUGGGUUAUGUAUGUUGUAAAAUGCACAAAUCAGUGGGUUUGUCUUUAGUCACCUUAUUCUCAUUUGGGGUUGAUGGAAAUGAAGUAAGGACCAAGUAAACGACUUUUUUUCAGGUGCAAAUUCGACCAUGGAACCUAAGUGACAGUGACUUUGUAAUGGAUGGUUCUCAGCCUUUGGACCCCAGAAAAACUAUCUUUGUUGGGGGAGUUCCACGACCCCUUCGAGCUGUUGAAUUGGCAAUGAUCAUGGACCGUUUGUACGGUGGUGUCUGCUAUGCUGGCAUCGAUACGGACCCAGAGCUGAAGUACCCCAAAGGUGCUGGCCGUGUGGCGUUCUCCAAUCAGCAGAGUUACAUUGCAGCCAUCAGUGCUCGCUUUGUGCAGCUCCAACACAACGACAUUGACAAACGGGUGGAAGUGAAGCCAUAUGUGCUGGAUGAUCAGAUGUGUGAUGAGUGCCAGGGCACGCGCUGUGGUGGGAAGUUUGCCCCGUUCUUCUGUGCCAACGUCACCUGUCUGCAGUAUUACUGCGAAUACUGCUGGGCGAGCAUACAUUCCCGCGCCGGGCGGGAGUUCCACAAACCGCUGGUGAAGGAGGGAGGCGACCGCCCUCGGCACGUCCCGUUCCGCUGGAGCUGAGCCCAGGGCAGACCCAGCCACAAGUACUGGAGUAGAUAACGAGGAGGGAAAAAGAGAGGGCACUGCCUCAGGGCUUACAGUGUUCUGGAAAUCUGUGCAUUCGUUCUCGAUUUUUAAAGAAGAAAUGGGUCUUUUUAUUAUUACUAUUAUUUACAGUCAUAUUACUGAACUCAGUGUCCAGUAUAAUGCAAAAUUGCAGAGUGUAUAACGGUACUGAUUUGCACUUUGAGUCACACCUUUGUCUGCUUGGUACCUUAAUUUCUUACACCUGAUUUGUCACUCGUAGACUGCCAUUCUCAUCAGCGGCCAUCAGGUUGAUGUCUGUGAUUUUGUUUGUUGUUUGUUGUUGUGUUGUUGUUGUUGUUGUUGUUCCGAUUGUUUUUGAACUGGAGCAUGCACUUAUUUUCAGAAACUUAGAGAGUUGCCCCUAGGAGAAGACUUACCAAAGGUAAUACUCGUGAGUAGGUGGCAGAUGUAGCAAAAACUUCACAACAGUUCAGCAAUCAUUAGUUGGGGUCAUUUAGAAUAAGGGUAACCCUUAAUGAAAAUAGGCCUUUAGUUUUCUAUUUGACAUGUAAGGAUACCUCAUAAGCUGAAUCUUUAUUUUUCCUUCAUGUUUGAUUUUUGUUUUGCUGAGGAUUUUGGUUAGAUCUUUUAGUGUUAUGUAAAUUUAUGCUGCAAUAGCUUUUGCUGCUAUUAAGAUGGUAUUAUUAAUACCAUAAUACUCUCUUCAGGCUAAGGUAUCAAUUUAAAGAAACCCAACAACACACGUUUGUGAUUUAGGGAUAGAAUCAGCUGCCGAAAGGAGAUCAGAAUAGACUACAGAAAGCUUCAACGGAAGGUCACUAUUUCUGACUGCAUGUUUACUUAAUCAGGUUGCUGCAUGCAAUAAAUUUUAUAUCCAAUGUCUAGUAUAAAACCUUCCCACAAUGCACAAAUUAAGAAUCUAUAUAAGCUAUAAAAUACUGAUUUUUUUAAAAGAGUUUUUUUCACUCAAAGAAUUGGUAAUUGACUGGAGGAAGGCAUGCCUCAAUAAAUGGAAUGCUUCUGAAAUUAGGAAGAGCCCAUAACAGAAUGACCUAUAUUACAACCAAUAUAAAACCUAGGUGUAGGAUAUUCUUAAAGCAAAUUUGUGGAUGGUAGAUGAAGUACUUUGCGGUGCUCUGUUAUAUAUUGUGCAAUUUAUUUUAUAUAGUAAAGUGAUUAUGUCUAACUGUGAUCAAACUUAACUGUUUAAAGCCUCUGUGUCAGACAUUAACGAACUUGACAGUUCAUAACUGGUAUAUUAUUAACUAACACAUGAGCUCUUAGUUACACUCUCCUAGUGCUUGCACCAUUUUACAUAGCUUCAGACCUUGUCCAGAAAACCAAAGAGCUCAUCUUAGCUUACAAACACUAGGAAUAUAUACAGUAUAUAGAGAUAAGUUGUCAGAUUGACAAACUAGGCACAUUUUAAGAAGGAUGCGGGGCGGUGAUGCUAAAGAAAUGUCUGUCCAAAACAAGAUGGCCUGGGCAGGGCUGGUUGUCUGAGUGAGAAAUUAAACUACUUAAUUCCCUGGAUUUAUCCUGUAAAGCUUGAAUAGAACUGAGACCUGCUAGAACCACCGUGGACAUUUUUUUAGCAUUCACUCCUGGGCUGCAGAUAGUAAUCUAUAGACACACACAGUGAUUGUGAGACUAUGUAAAUCUUUUUUUUUUUUAAUCUUCUUCCUAUGUUUUGGAAUUCUGGGGACAAUCUGACUGGAUAUGACACUGCAGAGUAGAUUUAAGUCGCUGUUUUAUGUGCUGUGAUGUCCUUGUCCUGUCUCUUAAGUUAAGACUGCUUGUUUUUGUUUUGUUUUGUUUCUCCAGUGUUUAGUUGCAAUUACCAGCUCUCAAACUAUAGUUUGUUUUCAAAAAG
Ailuropoda melanoleuca (giant panda) is the source of this 6279-nucleotide messenger RNA. RefSeq names its product cytoplasmic polyadenylation element-binding protein 3. Bases 3897 to 4379 code for a protein of 160 amino acids. Gene Ontology annotation, molecular function: ribosome binding; mRNA 3'-UTR binding; translation factor activity, RNA binding. Gene Ontology annotation, cellular component: synapse; cytoplasm; neuron projection. NCBI's taxonomy places the organism in Eukaryota, Metazoa, Chordata, Mammalia, Carnivora, Ursidae. Gene Ontology annotation, biological process: negative regulation of cytoplasmic translation. The record is from RefSeq and is a predicted model, not a curated record. The transcript has 3 exons.